Messenger RNA from Babesia bovis T2Bo, 899 nucleotides. Its product is annotated as ribosomal protein S7e family protein. Bases 140 to 724 code for a protein of 194 amino acids. Gene Ontology annotation, biological process: rRNA processing; translation; ribosomal small subunit biogenesis. The transcript has a single exon. The record is from RefSeq and is a predicted model, not a curated record. NCBI's taxonomy places the organism in Eukaryota, Apicomplexa, Aconoidasida, Piroplasmida, Babesiidae. Gene Ontology annotation, cellular component: cytosolic small ribosomal subunit; 90S preribosome; ribosome. Gene Ontology annotation, molecular function: structural constituent of ribosome.
ACGCUAACGGCUGCCAGCGGCUUUUGAUAUUGAAAAGCUGGAUAUUUGGAUAGCGGUGUUCAUAAUCUGUUACAUAUAUUGUGAGGGGGGCCUUUGCCGAAGAUAGGUUUGACGAUCAUUGGAAUCUGUUUCAUACACCAUGAGCUCUGAAGUUACCAAGAAAAUCGUGGGAACCCACGAACCAACUGCCUUGGAAAAGGAAAUUGCUAACUGCUUGGUUUACAUCCAAACCAGCGGAAACGCGGACCUUAAGGGCGACGUGCAGAAUGUGGUGAUCUCCCACUGCAAGGAAGUAGAAGUUGGAGCACUCAAGAAAAGUGCCGUCAUCAUUUUUGUACCUUACCGCGUUUACAUGAGCUAUGUUCGCCGCAUCCAUGGCCGUCUGGUUGUCGAACUCGAGAAGAAGACCAAGAAGCACGUAGUGAUUAUCGCCCAGCGUACAAUCCUCCCUAAGAACUUCCGUAGCAAGCAGUUCCGUAUCAGGCCCAGGAACAGAUCAUUGACCAGUGUUCAUGAGGCCAUUCUUGAGGAUAUCGCAGCGCCCACCGAAAUUGUCGGCAAAGUGCUUCGCGUUAAACGCGAUGGCAGCCGUAUCCUUAGAGUCUACCUGGACCCCAAGGACAAACAAAACGAUAAUGUAGAGGACAAGCUGGAGACGUUUGCUGCUGUUUACAAGAAGCUCACCGACAAGGAUGUUGUGUUCUCUUUCAAGCUCCAUGCCUGAACACACUCUAAUGAUUGCAAUAGUAAUGAGAUUAUGUUGGGUUAAUACAUACACAUGUAGCUUAUUAGUAGAAAUGCCGUUCGGUGUGUCCGUAAAGGAAAGCCUAACGGUAUUGGCUUGCUCUACAAUGUCCCUUGUUGCAGGCUUCUACAUCACGCACAAAGCUCUGCGACCA